Molecule: messenger RNA, 2344 nt
Organism: Marasmius oreades (fairy-ring Marasmius)
Lineage: Eukaryota; Fungi; Basidiomycota; Agaricomycetes; Agaricales; Marasmiaceae
Exons: 6
Coding region: 11-2344 (777 amino acids)
Cellular component (GO): ribonucleoprotein complex; nucleus; cytoplasm
Molecular function (GO): mRNA binding
Source: RefSeq, a predicted model, not a curated record
CCUUUCCCUCAUGUCCCGACUCAUAGUCAAAAAUCUACCAUCCUACGUUACUCCCGACCAACUCAAAAAGCACUUCACCCAAAAGGGCAGUCCAGGAGGUACACUCACCGACAUCAAAGUCGCCCACAAACAAGAUGGGAGUUCCCGUAGAUUUGGGUUUGUCGGUUACAAAACCGAACAGGAAGCACAAGCUGCGAGGGAGUGGUUUGAUAAGACCUUUGUAGGGUCUACUAGGAUACGUGUUGAUGUUGUCGAGGGUGCGAAGGAUGCUCCCAAACCUCGACCUAAUAAGCGUCCGGCUACUGCAGCAAUUUCCGCAGAUGCCAGUGGUGUAGAGUUUAAGAAGGCUCGUUUUGAGGAGUCUCCUCCGAAGUCGAAGAAACAAAUUCAGAUGGAAGAGUUUAUGGAGGUCAUGCAACCCAAGAAAGGCCCUGCUUGGGCUAAUGACGCUCAAUCCCAACCGGAGGCGUCGACGAGUGCGAAGAAGAUAGACGAUGAGGUACUGGUGGAUGAGGAGGGUGUUUCCGACACGGAUUGGCUGAAGAGGCGGAUGUCGAAGAAUGUUGAUGGCGUUGAGAAAGUGUUUGAACAGUCGGAUGACGAGGAUGUGGAUGACGAUGUGGAGACUAUAUUGGCCCCACCUCCAACAGACCCAACGAAAGAAACGAUUCUACAGACUGGGCGCCUUUUCGUAAGGAAUCUGGCGUUUUCUUGUACAAAAGAGGACCUCGAAGAGUUGUUUAGUCCUUUUGGUACUGUAUCACAGGUCCACAUACCACUCGCAUUCGAUACCUCCGGAGGUACCGGCCAUUCAAAAGGGACUGCGUACGUCACGUUCGCUCGUGCUGAAGAUGCAGUAACAGCGUAUGAAACGCUGGAUAGGAGGUCUUUCCAGGGGAGGUUGUUGCAUAUCCUUGGUGCAGUGGAUAGAAGGGGGAACCCUGCUGUUGAGAUGGAAGGGGGGAAGAAACGGAGUGUGAAGGGUGAGAAAGACGCGAAGAGGAAGUUGGUUGCAGGGAAAGAGUUUAAUUGGAGUAUGCUUUAUAUGAAUAGCGAUGCUGUAGCGUCAUCUAUUGCGGAUAGAAUGGGAAUUCCUAAAUCUUCUAUCCUUAGUGAAUCGACUGAAGAGACGGGGACAGGGACUGCCAACCCCGCUGUCAAACUGGCACUCGCCGAAACGCACGUUAUCAACGAAACCAAAGCCUAUUUCGAAUCCCACGGGGUCGUUCUCUCCUCCUUUUCAUCAGAUACCCGUAACCGUACACGAACACGUUCGGAUACGACGAUUCUCGUGAAGAAUAUACCCUAUGGGACGGGAGAAAGCCAGAUUAGAGAGUUGUUUGAGCCGUAUGGGAGUGUGAGGAGGGUGUUGGUACCUCCGGCGGGGACGAUUGCGGUCGUUGAUUUUGAGAGGGGGGAUGAGGCUGGGAAGGCCUUUAAGGGGGUUGCGUAUAGGCGAAUAGGAAGUUCGGUGGUUUAUUUGGAGAGAGCGCCGUUGGGUGUUUUUUCUUCUGAUAGUGACGCGAAUGCGGACAGCUUGGGUGCGGUUGAUAAGGCUGUUGCGUAUGCGCGGGCUGUUAAGAUUCCGGAGCAGGAGCAGGAGCAGGAGGAGGGAGGAGGGACGGAUGGGCCGCCAUCGUUAGCGGCGGGUACGACAUUGUUCGUAAAGAAUCUUGCGUUCUCGACGACGACGGAGAAACUGGCGCAAGUGUUCUGUAAUCUCCCCUCCUUUGCGUUUGCUCGGGUACAGAUGAAGCCUGAUCCGAAUCCCAAGAGGCAGUCUGGGGGGGCCAAGUUGAGUAUGGGUUAUGGAUUUGUGGGGUUUAAGGAUGUGGAGGGUGCGACGAAAGCGAUGGGGAGUAUGCAGGGGUUUGUUUUGGAUGGACAUGCGUUGCAUGUUAGGUUUGCUGGGAGGGGGCAGGAGGUGACGGCUGGGGAUGCUGGGGGUGGUGGUGGGUCUAAGAGCAGAACGACGAAGAUGGUUGUGAAGAAUGUACCGUUUGAGGCGACGAAGAAGGAUAUUAGGGAUUUGUUUGGGUCUCAUGGCCACGUCAAAUCUGUCCGAUUACCAAAGAAAUUUGACUCUCGAACGCGUGGUUUCGCGUUCCUCGAAUUCGUGUCGAGACACGAGGCAGAGAAUGCGUAUGCGACUUUGAAGCAUACUCAUUUGCUUGGGAGACAUUUAGUGUUGGAGUGGGCUGAGGAGGGAGAGCAGGAUGUGGAGUUGCUUAGGAAGAAGAUGGGUGUAGGGGUUGGGAGAGGGGGUGAUAUGCCUGGGAAGAAGCGGAAGUUGGAUAUGGAUGUUGGUGGGGGAGGGGGUGAUGGGGAUGGGGAUGAUGAUUGA